Messenger RNA from Ceratitis capitata (Mediterranean fruit fly), 2213 nucleotides. Its product is annotated as zinc finger protein 484. The record is from RefSeq and is a predicted model, not a curated record. Gene Ontology annotation, biological process: regulation of transcription by RNA polymerase II. The transcript is spliced from 2 exons. Gene Ontology annotation, cellular component: nucleus. Gene Ontology annotation, molecular function: DNA-binding transcription factor activity; zinc ion binding; RNA polymerase II cis-regulatory region sequence-specific DNA binding. NCBI's taxonomy places the organism in Eukaryota, Metazoa, Arthropoda, Insecta, Diptera, Tephritidae. The coding region runs from base 385 to 1884 and encodes 499 amino acids.
UGUCGAUUAUAUCGAACAUUGGGCAACACCGAUUCGGCAAAUAGAAUUAACAUCGCACUUAUAAAAUUUUGUGUACGAUUCCGGCAAAAACCCAAUGUAAAUCUUAUUUCGUCCGAAAAUCGCAUCAGUGGCUACAAGCGCCAAUUACUAAACAUUGCUGUUUUAAUAACAACAUUCCUAAUAAAUUAUGUGUGAUUUUGUGAAAUCUACUACAUUCUGUGCUGAUAGCUAGCACACUGAACGCACCUUGAAUGUCAAUGCGUGGUAGGAGCAUAAAGCAUUUCCAUUAUUUCGCGGAAUAGUUUUGAUUUGUUUAUGUUGAUUUGUAAUUUAUAAUCUUCACUGAAAAAAAGAGAUCAAAUACACUUUUAUACGAAACUAAAGAUGGUUUCUGAGUGCAAUGAUGAUGAAGUCGUGGUGUGUCGAGCUUGCAUAAGCGAAUGUGUGGAGUACAAAUCGUUGUACAAGCAAGGCAUUUUCAUGGGUGAAGUGCAUACUUUGGCGUCAAUGCUGGGUUUCAUCACAAACAUGGAGAUCACCAAUGCCGAUAUAGAGAGUUUACCCACUAAUAUUUGUGUGCGUUGCGUCCAAAAUAUUGCCAAAUGUUAUGCUUUUAAGAAAAUGGUAUUGGAAACAGAUGAAGUUCUGCGAAAGCAAUAUGCAGAACUUGACUGUGAGGUUGGCAUAACAUUUACCAGUGGUGAGGGCAGUGUAAUUGAGGACAUUGAAACGGAGUCAGCGGAUUCAAUAGUAGAAGAGCAACAUCUGGAUGCUGAAGAGGGAACGGAUGUAGACGAAACGGAACAGCUACAUGAACUUGCAACGGCAGCUCAAUUCAAGAAAUCUAUAGACAAUAUGGAAUAUGUUGCUCUGACAGUACUGGAAGGAUUUGUAGAAGGGGAUGAUACAACAGUAUCCGUAGAUCAAUCGCAAAAUAAUAUGGAUCAUGAGCAAAACUGCGAGGAAGAGGAAGUGGUGGUUCAUGAAGUUGCAGAAUCGGAGGAAGUAUACCAUUCAGACGCAGAUGUAGAUGGUAGAGAAAGAGCGUAUGAAGAAGUGUACGAGGUAAAACUAUUGGAAGAAAUUGACGAACGUCCAGAAAUACGAACAAAUUUAAAAAGGCCCAUAAUGGUGACGAAAACAGAGGAUAUGGACGUUGAUUGGGUCGUAGAUCGAGAUCCAAAAAUAAAUAUUCCAACAAAAACUAGAAAAAAAAGCAACCAACCAAAGACGCCAAAUCCCGAUUUACAAUGCAAGGUUUGUGGAAAGCAAUUGAGUAAUCAAAACUCAUUUAAAUACCAUAUGCAACUGCAUUCCGAUGCAACACCUUAUCUGUGCAGUCUGUGUGGAGAAGGUUUUAAGACGCGUAAUGCUUAUGAAGGGCAUAUAGUUAUACACGAUCCAAAUAAUCCCAAUACAUGUGAGCUUUGUGGCAAAUCAUAUCGUCAGUCAUCCUCCUUACGGACACACAUGCUGUCACACACGGGCGAACGGCCAUUCCAGUGCGACAUAUGCGGCAAAUCUAUGACUCAAAAGUCUGGCUAUAAGAAACACAUGCUCGUCCAUACGGGUGAGAAGCCGCACGCAUGUGAUAUUUGUGGUCGAGAGUUUAGAUAUUCAAGCAACCUUAUCGCACACAAACGAUGUCACUCAGGAGAGCGACCAUAUGAAUGUUCCAUUUGCAAACGGGGAUUCCCAACGUCUGAGCAAAUGAAGAGGCAUUCAUUAGUGCACACUGGUGAAAGACCAUUUCAAUGUGAAAUAUGCAACAAACGAUUCAAAAGGCGCACAUCAUUAAUGUCCCAUCGGCACACACAUGACUCGGAGCCGGAAUUGAUUGUUGAUCAUAAAGUGUGUAAAUCAAAUGUCGUAGAAAUGUUUUGAAAUUUUGAAAAGAAUAAAGCGAGAUAUAUGAGUACAUAGUAUUUAAAUUAAUUCUAUUAAAUGUAAUUUGUUUAUUAAAUAAGUAUUUGUAGAUUCAUACAAAGUUUUUAUGGAAGAGUGGUCACUUGCGAUUACUAAUUGAAGGAAAGCAUAACAGUAGUACCAAAUAAUUUAUAAAAUGGCUAAUCACGUUGUAAAUCCCAGAUAAUUGCGAAUUUUAAGAUUUUUAAUUUUAAGCGAUUUCAAGACCUUUAAUGCAAUUUAUACAGUUUAAAUAUUUUAUUAAGUUUACUUAUCCUUUUAAAAUAAAUUAAACACAUCGCUACUUA